Messenger RNA from Ostertagia ostertagi, 611 nucleotides. Lineage: Eukaryota; Metazoa; Nematoda; Chromadorea; Rhabditida; Trichostrongylidae. The record is from the annotation of a GenBank genome assembly.
AUGCCGACCGUCCCUCUGCCCGGCGAAAAGGCCGAACUGAUCGAACGCACCGUGGCCUUCCAGGGCUAUUUCCGCAUUGCCCGUUACCUGUUCCGGCACAGCCUGUACCAGGGAGGUCAGAGCGGCGAGGUGAAGCGCGAGGUCUUCGAGCGCGGGCAGGUCGCUGCGGUGCUGCCCUACGACCCUGUCCGCGACGAGGUCGUGCUGAUCCGGCAGUUCCGCGCCGGCACUUUCGCCGCGAACCGCCAUCCCUGGAGCUGGGAGAUCGUCGCCGGGGUCAUAGAGGAAGGCGAGACGCCCCCGGAUGUCGCCCGUCGCGAGGCGACCGAGGAGGCGUCGGUGGAGAUACUCGACCUCCUUCCCAUACACAGCGUGAUGCUCAGUCCGGGCGCCUGCUCCGAGGUCUGCAGCAGCUUCAUCGGGCGUGUCGACACGACCGGCGUCGGCGGCAUCUUCGGGCUGGAAUCGGAGAACGAGAACAUCCUCGUGAAAGCCAUGCCGUUCGCCGAGGCCCGCGCCCUGCUCGACCAAGACGAGGUCGACAAUGCGGUCGCCGUAAUGGCGUUGCAGUGGCUCGCGCUGCAUCGCGACGAGAUGCGAAACCGCUGGCG